Molecule: messenger RNA, 1821 nt
Organism: Aethina tumida (small hive beetle)
Lineage: Eukaryota; Metazoa; Arthropoda; Insecta; Coleoptera; Nitidulidae
Product: DDB1- and CUL4-associated factor 10 homolog
Exons: 5
Coding region: 130-1656 (508 amino acids)
Cellular component (GO): Cul4-RING E3 ubiquitin ligase complex
Molecular function (GO): protein binding
Source: RefSeq, a predicted model, not a curated record
UGCCCGUAUGUGAAAAGUACAAAAUAAACAAAACACGAGCACAACAAUUUGAUCCGUUCUCGACGAUAAUUGUUUAAUAUUAUGUGAAACAAACAAGUUAUAAUUUUAUGUCAUCAACAAUUUAUUAAGAUGCAGGGAAGAGUUGAGCCGAGCCGUGUUCUAUAUUCGGGUCAGAACACGAUUUCUAUGAAGGAUUAUCUCGAGCACAGGGCUUACGGAUAUAAACGGAAAAUAGGAUACGAUGACGUUUUGAGUUUUAAACUGUACAGCAAUUUCAACAAUUAUGUUCUGAGACCCAACCAGAAGGCUCCAUCAAAAGAAGUUGGAGGUGUGUUUAACCUCGAGUACAGCCUGGAUGGGCGGAUUGUGCUGGCAGCAUGUGAGAGAAGGCAGGUCCUUAUAUAUGAUGCUACCAAUCAGAAACAUAUGAUGACAAUUGAAAAUGCUCAUAGAAAUUGUGUGAAUUGCAUUAGGUAUUUGGAUGAUAGGACUUUUGCGACUUGUUCAGACGAUACGUCGAUUAAACUAUGGGAUAUAAGAAAUCUAAAAACUUCUACCAAAACAUUAUAUGGACAUUCAAAUUGGGUAAAAAACAUUGAAUAUUCAGAAAAGGAUAAUGUAAUGUUGACAUCAGCAUUUGAUGGUAGCAUUUAUUCAUGGAAUUUGAAGAGUAACACAGAAAAUGGCUUGUUGUAUGAGAAAGUAUUUUUAAUGAAUGGUCUUAUGAGGACAAAGUUAUCUCCUGAUGGCACUAAAAUGGUUAUAUCUACCACAAAUGGAUAUAUGAUUAUAGUGCAUGAUUUGAAUUUAGAAACUCUGGCCACAGACUUACGGUCAUUCAGGCCCAAUUUAUAUAGACUGAUGCAGACAAGUGAUCAAAAUUUCCCAGUGGGAGCAAUUUUCAACUACCUGUUUAAUCCAAGCAGGAAAAAAAAUCGCAUAGAGUUCAUAGAGGAUUUCCAGAAUGACGCUGAAGUGAUCAGUUCAUUGCAGAUUCAUCCGCACGGCUGGUGCGCGUUAUCAAGAAAUCUAGACGGAACGGAAACAGAAGAAUGGACGAGUGUGCACGACAUUCAAAAAAGGGAUCCCACCGAUUACGAGGACGCUUAUAAAACGGUUGAGGAAGACUUGAGUCACAAUAAUGAAGACGUAGAAGAAAGUAACCAGAGGCCGACAGAUCUGUGGAUGGGCUACAGGGAAAAUCGCGACAGAUAUAUGAUGCAAAGUCUUUGGGAGAACUACCAUUUAGCCAUGGGGAUCAUAAACAGCGGACUCAUAGGUCGCAAUUCGUAUGAAACGUAUUUUCAGCAUAAUCCGGAGAAUAGAAAUAGAAUUAUAAAAAAUUUAAAGCGAAUGACUCACUACGUGAAGGAAAAGAGCGUCGCGAAAGGGUACAUAAAAGAGCUGUGUUUCUCUUCAGAUGGAAGAAUUAUAUGUUCACCAUUUGACAAAGGUGUCAGGCUAUUGGCUUUCAAUGAGAAGCUGCAAGAGUUACCUUAUUGUGUUCCUGAGCAGCCUCAAGAGUUAAAGACUUUAUUAGAGUUAAAUAAUUAUCACGCGGGAGUAGUCGUUUCUUGUAAAUUCAGUCCCACACACCUGCAAUUUGUUAGCGGAUGUUUGGGCAGCGAAAUCAAAUGGUAUCAGCCCGUAUUGUAAAUAAAUUUAGUUGGGUAUGGAUAAAAGUGCAUUUUUUAUUUUUUAACUGUACAAAUCUUAUGUAAUUGUUUUUAAUGUCUUUAUACUUUACACAUGUGUGUCCUUAGUUAUAUUUAUUAAAUAUGAAUUUUUAUAUUAUUGAAUAAAAGACGUUGAUUUAUUUGA